UUCAACAACAGGUUCUAUCACCAAGAGCGCGCGCGUUUCUAAUAAAAUAAAGGUGCAUAAUUAAUCCCGCAUCAUGUAACACACCCGGGCAUGUUCAGCAGGAUCUACACCAUUACUAAACAUACACACACACACACACACACACACGCACGCGCGUGCACAAAUCCCUGAUCCAUUUAAAACCCCGUGCGCGCCUCUGCUGUUUGCGCGCUCCCGUCACCGCGUCCGCCAUUUUAACUCGAAUAAACAUGUCAAAAGCGCUUAUUAUGCGCUCAUAACCCCGGACUCCAGAUCUGGAAGUAUCUCUGAGUGUGUGUGGAGGACAGGCUGAACUUCAGACCACCAGAGCUGCUGAAGCGAACAUCUGCUGAGGCAUCAUCGGUGUGUGCUGUGAUGUAAUAAAGGCUCCACAGUGUUGGACUCUGCUUUAUCUACAGAAACACACCCUGACUGAAGUCCUGGGUUUGAGGCCGUAGUCAUGUUCUGGAAGUUUGACCUCCACACGGUGUCUCAGGUGGAGAAGCUGCUGGAGAGGGAUGAUGUGACUCUGAAGGAGCUGCUGGAUGAAGAUGAUGUGCUGCAGGAGUGUAAGGCUCAGAACCAGCGCCUCCUCCUUUUCCUCACUCAGGACAGCAGCUUACAGGAGCUCAUCAGCCUCAUCAUACAUGAGCCCCCUAGUGACCGCGAGGAGAAACUGCGCUACAAGUACGCUAAUACGGCAUGCGAGCUGCUCACGUGCGACGUAUCGGCCAUUAAUGAUAAAGUGGGCGGAGAUGACUCUCUCUUGAACACCCUUUACACCUUCCUGGAGCAAGAUCCACCCCUGAACCCUCUCCUCGCCUCGUUCUUCAGCAAAACCUUUGGCAACCUGAUCGCCCGGAAAACCGAGCAGACGAUCAGUUUCCUGAGGAAGAAGGAGGGGUUUAUAGCCUUGGUUCUGAAGCACAUGGACACGUCGGCCAUGAUGGACCUGCUGUUACGCCUCAUCAGCUGUGUGGAACCGAGUGGCCUCCGACACGACGUCCUCAUUUGGCUGGAUAAAGAGAAGUUAAUUCAGAGCCUGAUUGAGUUCAUUCAACCUCAAACCGAUAACGAGAGGCAGGCGAAUGCGUCUCAGGCUCUGUGUGACAUCAUCCGUUUGAGCCGUGAUCAGGUCGGACAGCAGGAGGCAUCAGAUGCAGACCCCCUGCUGGCCACACUGGAGCUACAGCAGACUGUGGAAUGUCUGUUGAAGAACAUGUUUGAGGGAGAGAAGAGGGACAUCUGCAUCGUGAGUGGGACUCAAGUUCUACUCGCUUUAUUGGAGACCCGCAAAUCAGGGGUGGAGCUGAUAGAUCCUGGAUCUCAGACAUUGGAUCAGUUGUAUUCUGUAAACAACAGCAUCUUGCUGGGCAUCGAGCCGUAUCUGAAGCACUACCGCCAUCUGCUGCUAGAACCACCUACAAUGUGCAGCAUGUUGACGAGUCUCGGGGUUCUGGAGGAACCUUUCGGGAACACUCGACUCCACGCCUGCAGGCUGAUGGCUGCUUUGCUCCACACCCGCGCUCCCAGAAUGCACCGGGAGCUUUGCCAGCUUGACAUGAUCAACCUGCUCCUGGACCUUUUCUUUAAAUUCACCUGGAACAAUUUCCUUCAUGUUCAAAUGGAGCACUGCGUGUCAGCUAUCCUCGAUCAGACGCCGCCGUGCGACCCGGUGGACGACGAGCCAGACCUUGAACACACACACUCGCACCCGGACACGGCACACACUUCUUAUGGAGAUGCAGAGAUGUUCUCGCACCAGGAUCUUCUCUCGCAUCUGUUUCAGACAUGCAGGUUGGUGCAGCGAAUUCUCGAUGCUUGGGAGGAGAACGAUAGAGGCCGAGGUGGCAUGAGAAAAGGCUACAUGGGGCAUCUGACCCGCAUAGCGAAUGCGGUGGUCCAGAGUGUGGAGAAAGGAGCUGCUCAGGGUUUCAUCACGCAACUAAUCAACGGUCUACCCGAGGAUUACAGAGGGCGUUGGCAGAAGUUUGUGGACGAGACGUUAGCGGAGACAAACAAGAGAAACGCAGUGGAUCUGGUCUUUUCAGAUUAUCAGAUCCAGCAGAUGACAGCAAAUUUUGUUGACCAGUUUGGGUUUAAUGAUGAUGAGUUCGGGAACACGAUGGAAUCAAGUAAGUGUUUAUGUGAGAGAUUAGUGUGUGAUGAGAGUGCAGCGUUCAGUCGGAUGGGCGGAGUCAGGAUUAAUCUGGUGGAUGAAGGACCGAGCUCAGGAGCAUUUCAGGCCUGCACUAAGGGGAAGAUCCGUCCGUUCGAUGAAGCGGAUGAGGAGGAGGACAUCUGGGAGGACAAAGAAAUUAACUAUGCUGCCCAAGUGAAAUCUCGAACCAGGUUCGGCGUGCCGACAUCCCUGAACAGUGACAUCAUGGAGGGCGGGGCUCUGAGGCGCUUGGGGUCACCUGAUCUGGAGUGUUUUCCGGAUUGUAAGCAGAUUCUAAACAGCAGCAGGAGUGACGACGCAGACAGAGACUGCAGCCUUCCACAGAGCCCAGGUUGGGUGGCGAGUUUUGAGGAUGAUUUUAACUUUAAGGCGGACUUUGCGGGCGUGGCCAUCGACAGCGGGUCAGGGGUGUGGGGCAGCACCACAGCACCGCUGAACGAUAGCGAGGAGAAAGGCUGGGCCACGUUCACCGACUUCCAACCUUUCUGCUGCUCGGACUCCGGCGCUCGCUGCAGCUCUCCGGUCGACUCGGAAAACCCGGACAAACAGAACCAGGAUAAAGACUCGAGGGGCUCAGCAACGUGUGUGUGGAAUGUGUGUGGAGCGAGGAAAGCUCCUCUGGUGGCGUCGGACAGCAGCUCCAGCGGCUCGGACAGUGAGGAUGAUGAGGAGAGAAGCGACACCACCAGGGACAAGGAGAACGUUACUGUCACUACAGAAAACAAGAACGAGAAAACACUCUUUACCCGAGAUGUGGAUGCUACGUGGCCGGGCAUCGCAGCCGAACCUCCUCCAGAGUCCGAGCAGAAAACAGACUGAAGGCGGAAACUUGACAGUCUCCGGAGUCUCGUCCCUUUGUGACCUCAUCACUGCCCCGCCCACAACAACAACGACAAAAACAACAACAGCAACAACGACGACACCUAUUUUAAUCGAGUGUGGUAUAAUUCAGGAUGAACAAUGUCGCAGUGUUUCUUCUCUUGGCCGUGAGUUCGGCUGUGAUCCGUAACGACCCCGGCGGUGACACUCCGGCAUUAUAAUGCGGAUUAGUGCAGUUAUAAAUGUAUAUACACGUAAAGUACAGCUGAAAAUCUACAGUUAGCGUGGCUCUGUUUUAUGGCUACAUGCACUGGCUCUUUAUAACACAUUUACACACACCGUAUUCUUGAAGCGUAACACAACACGCUCUAUGACAGGUUUAUUACAGGUUUAUAACAGACUUAUGAAAUUCUUAUAAAAGGAUUAUAACCUGCAUAUGACAGUCAUAUGACGUCUCACCACUGACAGACAGAGUCGGCUCAUGACCAGUUAUGGCAGGCUUAUGAAAGGCUUAUGAGAGGUGUAUGACGUCUCACUACUGAUGUUAGUUUAUGGUUGCAGUCGGCUCAAAUUUUUUGUACUUAUUUUGCAAGUUCUAAACAGUUAUGAAGCUUUACAACAUUUUUCUAUAUAGCGUCGUUUCUGUUAAGUUGAAGUUCAGAACUGUGCGAGAAUAAUUCUGUUUAAAUAGAGAAUACAGAGAACGAGGAGGACCACAACAUGUCCAAGUUCUCAAAAAUGCACACAAAUAUUUACUAAUCCUAAUCACACUAAUAUUAUUUAAGAACAAAAAUGACCAAUUUGGGAAUUAAAUUAAACAGAUCAUUAAAUGUAAAAAGAAAACCCAACAUGGCUAAUUUUUUUUGGAUCCUCCAUUUUAUUAAUGUAUUUUAUUUUAUAUUUUACUUUUGAAUUAGAUUUUCACUUUUGGUUAUGUUUAAUGUGCACUAAAUGGAGGUUUUUCCAUCUUACAUUUUUUACAAUUAUUUUUUAUUUUUCCUCAGUUUCCUGGCCGUCCUCAUCCUUGGGUUUUAGAUCCUCUGAAAAUUGUUUAAAUGAAACCUCUGUAAAUAAAAUUGCUAUAAAAAGAACCCCUGAAAUUAAGGGGGAAACAACCCAUAGAUAUUUAUAUUUAUUUUUGUCAAAAAAUUUUUGUUUAAUUGCAUAAAUUACUAAUUCUUUAUAAAACUCAGUCACAAAAUGAAUGUAAAUUUAUAUAUAUAUUUAUUUUAUUAGAGGGUCAACGUUUUUUGCCCCGGCUCUUACAGGCCAGUUUAAGUAAGAGUGUACAUUAGACCAUUAUAAAGGUUUAAUUGACUUUGUAUUUAAGUUCAGAUGUAGAAGAUGAAAGAAAAAUUGAUUUGGUGCCUAAUUAAAUAAAACAAAUAAAUAGAUAAGUAGAUAGAUAAGUAGAUAGAUAAACAAAUAGAUAAGUAAAAAUCUUAAAUAAACAAUUUUUUUUUUUCCAAAUGUUAAAUAGGUAAAUUAAAAAAAAUUAUAAAUCUGCUUAAAAUCUUUUGUUGCUAAAAGAUUGUGAACAUUUUGGAUACAUGUUUGAAAAAUAAGAAUAAUUUGGCAACCAAAAAUAAUCUUUUUUUUCAGUCAUUCUUCAGCACGUCUAGAAAAUUAGAACAUCUGUCAGUGUUUCACUGGUCAUUAAUCAAAUCAGUUUUAUUUUACUGCUGUAAGAUGAGGUGCUGAGACUGCAGACGCUGUAUAGAGGAGUUAUAAUACUUUAUAAAUGUGUGUAAUUAAAGACAGAAUAAUGACUUGCGAUAUAAGAAUAAAAAGUAAAACUGACCCGCUAUAUGACUGACGGUUCUCGUCUUUCCUUGUGUUCGUGUGAGAUGCAUGCUCAUUCGUGCCUAUGAAUGUGUUAUGAAGACCCAAUGUAGGUAGCCUUUAAAUAAAUGAAUGUGCAAUAAGG
Silurus meridionalis is the source of this 4946-nucleotide messenger RNA. RefSeq names its product protein phosphatase 6, regulatory subunit 2b (gene ppp6r2b). The transcript is spliced from 24 exons. The record is from RefSeq and is a predicted model, not a curated record. Gene Ontology annotation, cellular component: nucleus; cytosol. Bases 479 to 3019 code for a protein of 846 amino acids. Gene Ontology annotation, molecular function: protein phosphatase binding; protein phosphatase regulator activity. NCBI's taxonomy places the organism in Eukaryota, Metazoa, Chordata, Actinopteri, Siluriformes, Siluridae.